Messenger RNA from Helianthus annuus (common sunflower), 921 nucleotides. RefSeq lists its product as uncharacterized. NCBI's taxonomy places the organism in Eukaryota, Viridiplantae, Streptophyta, Magnoliopsida, Asterales, Asteraceae. The record is from RefSeq and is a predicted model, not a curated record. The coding region runs from base 1 to 921 and encodes 306 amino acids. The transcript has 2 exons.
AUGAAGAAGAAAGAGCAGGGGCGGAAGGUGGUGGUGUGGGCGGCGGAAGGCGGUGGUGGGGGCGGUGGUUUGUUCAUCAUGACAAAUCUUGCAAAACUUGAGUUCAUGGCCCUAGACAUUACUGGGAAAAACUAUUUGUCAUGGGUAUUGGAUGCUGAAAUACAUUUGGAUGCCAAUAAUUUGGGUGAAACAAUUAAAGAAGGAAAUAAAGCAAUUACCCAAGAUAAGGCAAAAGCCAUGAUCUUUUUUACCCAUCAUAUUCAUGAGGCUUUGAAAAGUGAGUACCUCACUAUCAAGGAUCCACUUGUCCUUUGGACCAACCUGAAAGAAAUGUAUGACCACCAAAAAACUGUAAUAUUACCGAGAGCUCGUUACGAGUGGAUCAAUUUAAGGUUGCAAGACAUUAAGUCUAUAAACGAGUACAAAUCGGCAAUGUUUAGAAUCACAUCACAAUUGAUUCUAUGUGGUGAAAAUAUUACUGAUAAGGAAAUGUUGGAAAAAACAUUCUUAACAUUUCACCCCUCGAAUGUGAUACUGCAACAACAAUAUCGUGAAAGGGGUUUCACCAAAUAUAGUGAGUUAAUAUCAUGUUUGCUUGUGGUCGAGCAAAACAACGAGCUCUUAAUGAAAAAUCAUGAGACUCGUCCGGUUGGAGCAACCCCAAUCCAUGAAGCUAAUGUGGCAACAUAUAAUGGCCAAAGUGAAAGUUACGGACGUGGUCGAGGUUAUCAUCGUGGUCGUGGUCGUGGUCGUGGUUAUGGCCGUGGUCGUGGUCAUGGUCGUGGACGUGGCCGAGGAAAUUAUCAUAGUGUUCAAUUUAAGAACAAAGGGACCCACCAAAAGUGGCAUAAUAAUGAAACUAAAUCUAGUGAAGAAAAAAAUAAAAAGAAGGUGGGAUCUUCAUCGAAUGCAUGUUACUGA